GCGCUUCCCAACUUGAUCUUGGGACUGCUUCGCAAUGACGUCGCACUGGCUCAAGCAGAGCACUCUUGCCAUGGCUGACAAAGUUGCAGCCCGGGUCCAGAAAGAAUGUGAGAAGCUGAAAGCUGCAGGCCUCCGCCUCCCCAUCGCGGCGCUGGAGGCCAGGGACGCUCGCCGUUUGGGAGCGGUGCUGCGGGGCCCUGAGGGCAGUCCCUUCGAAGGCCACGACUUCGAGCUGGAGCUGCACUUCGGGGACGAGUAUCCCUUCCGCCCCCCUGCGGUGCGCUUCACGUCGCCCAGGCGAAUCUUCCACCCGAACAUUUGCCGCGGCACCGGGGGGAUCUGCCUCGACAUCUUCAACGAUGCCACGCUGUGGUCUCCCGCCAUCGGCCUUGAGAAGCUGCUGAUGAGCGUGGCGUCGCUGUUGUCGGAGCCGAGGGAGGAGCACGGCCUCAACGAAGAGGCCGUCGCUAUGCUUCGGUCAGAUCCCGCGGCCUUCGCGGACGCCGCCAAAACCGCGGCUGCGCUGCCGCGAGGUUCGCAGCCGCAGGUAGAGGCCCGUGCUGAGUGCCGAGCUGCGGAGGGAAAUCCCAUACAGCCCGUGCAGCAGAAAGAGCUGAAAGAUGGGUCCAGCCUUUGUGGCUUGGUGGUGCUAGUGCUCGCGCUGGCCAUAGGCUACGCGGUGCGAAGUUCGUAGAUUGCCGCAGAUUUGCGCCCAGUCUGAA
Effrenium voratum is the source of this 722-nucleotide messenger RNA. NCBI's taxonomy places the organism in Eukaryota, Dinophyceae, Suessiales, Symbiodiniaceae. The record is from the annotation of a GenBank genome assembly.